Messenger RNA from Drosophila ficusphila, 1607 nucleotides. RefSeq names its product synaptic vesicle glycoprotein 2B. Gene Ontology annotation, biological process: transmembrane transport. Gene Ontology annotation, cellular component: membrane. Gene Ontology annotation, molecular function: transmembrane transporter activity. NCBI's taxonomy places the organism in Eukaryota, Metazoa, Arthropoda, Insecta, Diptera, Drosophilidae. The record is from RefSeq and is a predicted model, not a curated record.
UCGAAGGUAUGUCAAGAUGCACAGUCCGCUGGAGAGCAAUACCCUCGGUCCCAAUGUGUGGGACUACGACAUGAUAUUGGAGAAGAUCGGCUAUGGCAAAACGCAGUGGAUACUCCUGCUCGUCAGCGGACUGUUGACAAUCACGUCCGUUGCAGCCCAACAAGCCAUGAGUAUUAUUGUGAUCGCCUCUCACUGCGAAUUCGAAACCACACAGGCCGAAAAAGGCGUGAUGAUGGCGGCUAGUGUUACAGGCAUAUUUUUAUCGACCUAUAUAUGGGGAUACAUCAGCGAUGAUAUAGGGCGCCGCAAAGUUUUACUUUAUGGUAAUUUCGCCAGCAACGCCCUGCAGUUUGUUCUAAUGUUCGUGACAAGCGUUUGGCUCUUUAACAUCAUUAACCUUUUGGUUGGAAUUAGCGUCGGUGCAGUUUCAGCCGCCCUUUAUGCAUAUCUAAGUGAAUUCAAUAUACCAAGACAUCGAGCUGUGGCAAUUAAUUAUUCCACAAUGUUUGUUAGUGUUACGGCAAUAUAUGUUCCAGCAACUGCUUGGCUGGUGCUUUCGUCAAACUGGGCAAUCACUGUAGGCGACUUCGUUUUUCGGCCUUGGCGGUUAAUUUUGCUGGUUAGUCUCUUACCAGGAUUUAUUGGAGGGCUAAUAUUAUUAUACUAUCCUGAGAGCCCGAAGCUUUUGCUAUCACAAAAUAAAAACAAGGAUGCCGUAGAAGCCGUCGCAUGGAUCAGCAAAUUUAACAGGGGAAAGCCAAUACAGCAAGUCCUAAACUGUGACGAGUUUACUCUGAAGUCAGAAGAUCCAGCUGGUGAGAAUUUGUUGGGCGAAAGCCAAGGAUGCGGCAUUCUAUCCAAAAUUGCCAAGGCAACGGUUCCUUUUCACAAGCCCCAUGGAUUUAAUUUCAUCCUUUGUAACUUGGCUUUAUUCGGCAUGUUUUUUAGUUCAAAUGGCAUGCAGCUUUGGUUUCCGGAAAUUGUAAACCGAUCGUCAGGUGCAGGAAAUAACUCUUCUACAGUAUGCGAAAUAUUAAGCGUACCCGUAGAAAAGCCAAAUGUAACGGAAAAUUUGGACUGUGCUGAUCCCAUUUCUAGCAAAACCUAUAUUGAUAACCUGAUUGUUGGACUUGCAUUUCUGAUUGGAUUCUCUAUUCAAGGACUAAUCCUUAACCCCUUGGGUAGAAAGAAUGUCCUUUUGGCUGCUCUAGGAGCUGCCGCUUUUAGUGGCGUCUUACUUCACUUUAUGGAAAAUCCCACAGGAGUCCUUGUACUCUUCUGCCUUUACAUUCUCUUACCAGGACUUUCCAUUUCAAUUAUGAUAGGAGCGAUUGUUGAUCUUGUGCCAACCCACCUGAGGUCCAAGGCGGUAAGCUUUUGUAUGUCUCUUGGAAGACUAGGAAUCAUUGCAGCAACCAACUUAAUGGGAGUUAUGCUGCAACCUUAUUGCAAUACAACAUUCGCCAUGUUUACAUGUACUCUUAUUGUGUGCAUUGUUAUCGUUCAUUACUUGCCGAUUCGAAACUCAGCUUAAUCAGUUUUUUCUUAUUAUCUUUGUAUAUUUUAUAUUUUUGUUUUUAAAAUUAAAUAUUGAUUAAAACCUUAAA